UAUUGUUUGGGGUUAGUGGUAACAGUGCGGACACCACAGAAAGUGAAUAAAUACAAAAAAAGCUGAUGAAUUUACUUCACUUUUACUCACUCUCUUCCUUCUCCUUUUCCUUCACUUCUCGCACCUGAUUCUCUCUUUCUCUAUCUCUCUAUCUUCCAAACUCUCUUUCCUCCUCUCUCUCUCCCUCCCUCCCACGAGCCUUAGCUUUCUCUCCGUUUUGCAUUAGCUUCGUUUCUAGUUUUUCAGAUUUUAUUUCCUCUUCUCAACAGAUUGGAUUUUACUUUUGUUGCUGUUCAAUUGCGAUAUUGUUCACAAAUCAUUGUACCAAUUCAAAUUCAGAGGAUUUGGAGUUACUUAGGGUUUUGGUUUUUGUUAAGUUGAUUUUUGGAAGAUGUUUCCAUGGGGUGGAAUUAGUUGUUGCUUGAGUGGUGUUGCACUUUAUUUACUUGGCAGGAGCAGUGGAAGGGAUGCGGAGGUUCUUAAGUCGGUCUCAAGAGUCGAUCAGCUUAAGGAAUUAGCAAAAUUACUUGAUACUGAAAGUAAAGUCUUACCACUGGUUGUUGCUAUAUCUGGAAGAGUUGGCUCAGAAACUCCAAUCAAUUGCGAGUAUAGUGGCUUGAGAGGUGUCAUAGUAGAGGAGACGGCCGAACAACACUUCCUUAAGCACAAUGAUGCAGGAUCUUGGAUUCAAGAUUCAGCCUUAAUGCUGUCAAUGAGUAAAGAGGUCCCAUGGUACCUGGAUGAUGGGACUGAUCGAGUAUUUGUCGUGGGGGCCCGAGGUGCCUCAGGUUUUGCAUUAACUGUUGGAAGUGAAGUUUUUGAGGAGUCUGGACGAUCUAUUGUGCGCGGGACGUUAGACUAUCUCCAGGGCCUCAAGAUGCUUGGUGUGAAGCGUAUUGAAAGGGUGCUUCCAACUGGCACUUCAUUGACUGCGGUUGGCGAGGCUGUCAAAGAUGAUAUUGGAACAGUUCGGAUUCAGCGUCCCCAUAAAGGGCCAUUUUAUAUAUCUCCAAAAUCUAUUGAUGAACUCAUUGGAAAUUUGGGAAAGUGGGCAAGGUGGUACAGAUACGCCUCAGUUGGCUUGACAGUUUUUGGUGUUUUUCUAAUUGCCAAGCAUGCCUUAGAUUAUAUUAUGGAGAGAAGGCGUCGUUGGGAGCUGCAGAGUAGGGUUCUUGCUGCUGCUGCUGCUAAGAGACAAGAUCAAGAUUCUGAAGGUUCAAAUGGAAAAGCUGAAAAUGGAUCAGACAAUGGUAAGAGGGAACGCCCAAUUCCAGAUCUAUGUGUGAUAUGCCUUGAGCAGGAGUAUAAUGCUGUUUUUCUUCCGUGCGGCCAUAUGUGCUGUUGUACAGCCUGCUCUUCACAUCUGACAAACUGUCCUCUUUGCCGGAGACGUAUAGAGCAGGUAGUGAAGACUUUCCGUCAUUGAAGAUUCACUUCUGAGAGCAAGUAUCCUGGGUAAAGAAACUUGUCAUAAGGACCUGAUUUCUUUGCGCAUAAAGGAUUUUCAUGUAUCUUUCUAAGAUUGUAGAUUCCUUCCCAACGGAUGUCCUGUCAUCAUUCCUGUUUGUGCCGAGAAAUUUUUCGGUCCUUGUACCACCUAGGUACCAAAUUCAUUUUUCACAACCAUCUUUUAAAACUACAGAGGUUUUAUAGUCAAGCACCCCUGUAACUUGUUGCCAUUCAGAGGUAUAUAUAUAUAUUGCUGUCUAUAGUAGGUGUUGAAGAGGAAAUGAAAGUUUCAUUAAUGCAGCUGCCUUUUAUUCCAGUUCUUAUAAGCAAUCGUUUAAUAGAAAUGUAAUUCUUCUGAAAUUGGUGACGCUGCCUCUUAUGGUUGACACAUACUGCAAAUCUAAUGAUUAUACCUUGAAGAGAUAAUAUGCAUUUUUAGAGAUAGCCUGUCCUCAAACGUGGAUAGGGACUGGAGUGAAUGGGCGCAUGUAUGCAGCUCUGUGAUUGUCUGUUGAAUGGAUAUUGUAAACCAACCUUCUUUCCCCACUUUUGCAAUUGUAGAAUGUGUAAGCAACUGAGAAAGAACAUUCCUUUUUUUCUU
This is a messenger RNA of Jatropha curcas, 2050 nucleotides long. It is a transcript of the gene DAL1, whose product is annotated as E3 Ubiquitin ligase family protein. Gene Ontology annotation, biological process: organelle organization; protein ubiquitination. The record is from RefSeq and is a predicted model, not a curated record. Gene Ontology annotation, molecular function: ubiquitin-protein transferase activity. Lineage: Eukaryota; Viridiplantae; Streptophyta; Magnoliopsida; Malpighiales; Euphorbiaceae.